Molecule: messenger RNA, 455 nt
Organism: Euleptes europaea (tarantolino)
Lineage: Eukaryota; Metazoa; Chordata; Lepidosauria; Squamata; Sphaerodactylidae
Product: acyl-CoA-binding protein-like
Exons: 1
Coding region: 21-287 (88 amino acids)
Biological process (GO): fatty acid metabolic process
Molecular function (GO): fatty-acyl-CoA binding
Source: RefSeq, a predicted model, not a curated record
GAUCUGGCGCUGCUUUAAUCAUGACCCAGGCAGAAUUCGAUAAAGCUGCUGAAGAGGUAAAAAAGCUGAAGACUCAACGAACUGACCAAGAGAUGCUGGACGUCUAUAGCCACUUCAAACAGGCUACUAUUGGAGAUGUAAAUACAGACCGUCCUGGGAUGCUUGACUUCAAAGGCAAAGCCAUGUGGGAUGCCUGGAAUGCGUUGAAAGGAAUGUGCCAAGAAGAUGCAAGGAAAGCAUAUAUAGCAAAAGUCGAAGAACUGAAGGAAAAAUAUGGAAUGCAAUGAACUCAUACAGGCUGCCUUAAAUAUAAACAAGCCUUGCCAAUACUGUGGAUAACUAAAUGUUGUACUACCCACUACUGCAGUGCCAAGCAGUGAUGCCACUUUAGAGUUAAUAGUUGUGUAAAUGGUUUGCUCUGUGAACGUCUAAUGGUUUAUAGAAUAAAAUUACCA